This is a messenger RNA of Nicotiana tabacum (common tobacco), 2747 nucleotides long. Lineage: Eukaryota; Viridiplantae; Streptophyta; Magnoliopsida; Solanales; Solanaceae. The record is from RefSeq and is a predicted model, not a curated record.
GAUUACCAGUAUUUUGGUUCCUUGUUGAACGAGGAAGAUGAAGAGGAGUUGUCUCCCGAUGAACAGAAGGAGCGGAAGAUUAUGAAGCUUUUGCUCAAGGUUAAAAAUGGCACACCCCCUCAGAGGAAAACUGCUUUGAGACAGCUUACUGAUAAGGCCAGAGAAUUUGGUGCGGGGCCCUUAUUUAAUCGAAUUCUGCCAUUGCUCAUGCAACCCACAUUGGAAGACCAAGAAAGGCACUUGCUGGUUAAAGUUAUUGAUAGGGUACUCUACAAAUUGGAUGAAUUGGUUCGCCCGUAUGUGCACAAGAUUCUUGUCGUUAUUGAACCUCUUCUGAUUGAUGAAGAUUAUUAUGCUCGUGUUGAAGGAAGGGAAAUUAUAUCUAAUCUUAGCAAGGCAGCUGGCUUGGCGACUAUGAUUGCUGCCAUGCGUCCAGAUAUUGACAACAUUGAUGAGUAUGUCAGGAACACAACUGCUCGAGCUUUUAGUGUUGUAGCGUCUGCACUCGGUAUUCCUGCUUUGCUGCCGUUCCUGAAAGCAGUUUGUCAGAGUAAGAAGUCUUGGCAGGCUCGUCAUACGGGUAUUAAGAUUGUUCAGCAGAUCGCUAUUCUCAUUGGUUGUGCUGUUCUUCCACAUUUGAGGUCUUUGGUGGAAAUUAUUGAACAUGGUCUCAAUGAUGAGAACCAGAAGGUCAGAACUAUUACAGCUCUUUCUCUGGCUGCUCUUGCUGAAGCUGCUGCGCCGUACGGUAUUGAGAGUUUUGAUUCAGUUUUGAAGCCCUUAUGGAAGGGUAUUAGAUCACAUCGUGGCAAGGUUUUGGCUGCCUUCUUAAAGGCUAUAGGUUUCAUCAUUCCUCUUAUGGAUGCUGUAUAUGCCAGCUACUAUACCAAAGAAGUUAUGGUUAUUCUUAUUCGUGAGUUUCAAUCACCUGACGAGGAGAUGAAGAAAAUUGUGUUGAAAGUGGUGAAGCAGUGCGUGAGUACAGAAGGUGUGGAGCCGGAUUACAUCCGUCAAGACAUACUUCCAGAGUUCUUCAGGAACUUCUGGGUCAGAAGAAUGGCUUUGGACCGCAGAAACUACAAGCAGCUUGUUGAAACCACUGUGGAGAUAGCGAACAAAGUUGGUGUAGCUGAUAUAGUUGGGAGAAUUGUGGAAGACCUCAAAGAUGAAAGUGAACCAUACCGAAGAAUGGUCAUGGAGACCAUUGAGAAAGUGGUUGCAAAUCUUGGUGCAUCUGAUAUUGAUGCUCGAUUGGAAGAGCUUUUAAUUGAUGGAAUCCUUUAUGCCUUCCAAGAGCAGACCAGUGACGAUGCCAACGUGAUGCUUAACGGAUUUGGUGCUGUUGUAAAUGCACUUGGCCAAAGAGUUAAACCAUACCUUCCUCAGAUUUGUGGUACCAUAAAAUGGCGACUGAACAACAAGAGUGCAAAGGUGAGACAGCAAGCUGCAGAUCUGAUAUCCAGAAUUGCAGUGGUUAUGAAGCAGUGUGGGGAAGAGCAACUAAUGGGCCAUCUUGGUGUUGUCUUGUAUGAGUACUUGGGAGAAGAAUACCCAGAAGUUCUAGGAUCUAUACUGGGGGCUCUCAAGGCUAUUGUGAAUGUUAUUGGUAUGACCAAGAUGACACCUCCAAUUAAGGACUUGCUUCCUCGGUUGACCCCAAUUUUGAAGAAUCGUCACGAGAAAGUUCAGGAGAACUGUAUUGACCUUGUUGGUCGAAUUGCAGAUCGUGGAGCUGAAUUUGUUCCUGCAAGGGAGUGGAUGAGAAUUUGUUUUGAGCUUCUUGAGAUGCUUAAAGCCCACAAGAAAGGUAUCCGUCGAGCAACAGUGAACACAUUUGGGUACAUUGCUAAAGCUAUUGGGCCUCAGGAUGUGCUUGCAACAUUGUUGAACAACCUUAAGGUGCAGGAACGUCAGAACCGUGUCUGCACCACUGUCGCCAUUGCUAUUGUUGCAGAAACCUGUUCUCCCUUUACAGUCUUGCCUGCCUUGAUGAACGAAUAUCGAGUCCCUGAGCUUAAUGUUCAGAAUGGUGUCUUGAAAUCUCUCUCCUUCCUUUUCGAGUACAUUGGAGAAAUGGGCAAGGACUAUAUAUAUGCUGUGACUCCAUUAUUGGAAGAUGCUCUAAUGGACAGAGAUCUUGUACACAGGCAGACUGCUGCCUCUGCUGUGAAGCACAUGGCUCUUGGAGUUGCUGGUCUUGGAUGUGAAGAUGCGCUUGUCCACCUUUUGAACUACGUCUGGCCAAACAUUUUUGAGACUUCUCCACAUGUGAUCAAUGCAGUUAUGGAAGCCAUUGAAGGAAUGAGGGUUGCACUGGGAGCAGCCGUAAUCCUUAACUAUUGUCUGCAGGGGUUGUUCCAUCCAGCAAGGAAAGUUAGGGAAGUGUACUGGAAGAUUUACAAUUCUCUGUACAUUGGCGCUCAGGAUGCACUUGUAGCUGCUUAUCCCAUUCUGGAAGAUGAUGAAACCAAUGUUUUCAGUAGGCCUGAGCUCAACAUGUUUAUUUAGAUAUUUGCCUCUUAUAGCUGGUUUACCAUUUUUAAAGCUGUUUUCCUUGUUGCAGCGUAAUGAAGUGUAAUAGUCUUUAUUAUUUGUUAAAGACUUGUGAUGUAAGCUUGGUGUUCUGGUUGUUGCUUUUGAGACAUAAGCUCCUCUUGAGAUGUAGUGUAGUAUCUUAUCUUCCUUAUUGCAUGACAUACUUUAAGGAAUACUAAGAUUUUGUAUGAAGUGUUCUGGGGAUCUCUUCU